AUGGAUACCUCCUCGAUCCAGCUCCUCGACUACUCCCUGCAGUAUCAGUGGUGCUCCGACUCGGACCUCUCCAGCAUCUCCUCUCCGGACACUCUCUCCCCCGUCACCUCCAUGGACUCCAGCCUGUCCCCGUCCUACCAGCAGCUGCCUCAGUCCACCACCAGGGCGGCCAAGACCGGAUACUCCCAGAGCCUCAAAUCCUCCCAGUGCUCGUUGUCCAGAAGGGGCCGGAAGUCGGGUCGAGCACCCCGGAUCCGGAGCAAGCAGAGGGAGAGCGCCAGCGAGAAGGAGAAGCUGCGGAUGAGAGAUCUGACCAAAGCUAUGCACCACCUCAGAUCCUACCUCCCGCCCUCUGUGGCGCCCGCGGGUCAGACCCUGACAAAGAUUGAGACCCUCCGCCUCACCAUCCGUUACAUCUCCUACCUGUCGGCGCAGCUGGGGCUCAGCGAGGAGGUUCUGUUUCAGAGGCGGGAGCACGGGGACACGUCAGCCAGCGACGCCUCCUCGCCCGACAUCCUCAGCUACUUCCAGCACGCCGCCUCCAUGGAGGGACACGAGACCCAGAGCCUGAACCUGCAGGACCAGAGCCUGAACCAGGGCCUGUACCCAGAGCAGCGUCAGGACGCCCUACUGCACUCUGGGAGUUGUGGUUUUGGAGGUGAUCAUUACUUCGAGGCUCCUCAGAGGGACUUGUUCCUGCAGACGCCGCCGCAAACUCAGCCGUGCUGUCAGAUGAGUGGCAAAGACUUCUGCCUCCCGCUGGUUCCCAGAGAGUACUGGGGUUAA
Molecule: messenger RNA, 786 nt
Organism: Labrus bergylta (ballan wrasse)
Lineage: Eukaryota; Metazoa; Chordata; Actinopteri; Labriformes; Labridae
Source: RefSeq, a predicted model, not a curated record